Molecule: messenger RNA, 1164 nt
Organism: Chrysochloris asiatica (Cape golden mole)
Lineage: Eukaryota; Metazoa; Chordata; Mammalia; Afrosoricida; Chrysochloridae
Gene: MYLK4
Product: myosin light chain kinase family, member 4
Exons: 10
Coding region: 1-1164 (387 amino acids)
Biological process (GO): positive regulation of apoptotic process; intracellular signal transduction; protein phosphorylation
Cellular component (GO): cytoplasm; nucleus
Molecular function (GO): ATP binding; protein serine/threonine kinase activity
Source: RefSeq, a predicted model, not a curated record
AUGCCAGGGCCAGGGCCAGUCAACACCCGCUACAACAGUGCCCGACUCGGGCAAGUGGACUUUUGUCAGCACACGGAAAAGACAGAGAAAGUGAAAUGUUUGCUGGGGGAAAAUUCUGGUGAACAGGAUUCAAGGUCUGGAAAGAAGGAGGCUAAGGAGAAGGUGUGGUCACACUCAGGCCAGCAGGAAACAACACCCGUCACCAGCAAAAGGACCUCCACCCUCACAGAAGAUGUUCCGGCCCCACCUGCCCCAUUUACUCAUCGAAUUGUCACCAUCAAACAAGCAGCAGUCAGCAGUUUCUAUACUGUGAACAGGACAGAGAUGUUGGGAAGGGGGCGCUUUGGCCAAGUUCACAAGUGUGAGGAGAAAGCCACAGGUCUGAAACUGGCAGCUAAAAUUAUUAAGACCAGAGGCACUAAGGACAAGGAUGAAGUAAAGAAUGAGAUAAACAUCAUGAACCAGUUGUACCACGUGAACCUCAUUCAGCUGUAUGACGCCUUCGAGUCCAAGAAAGACAUGGUUCUGGUCAUGGAGUACGUGGAUGGAGGGGAGCUGCUGGACCGGAUCAUUGAUGAAAACGACAAUCUGACAGAGCUCGAAGCCAUCCUGUUCAUUAAGCAGAUCUGCGAGGGGCUCAGGCAUAUGCACCAGAUGUGUGUCCUCCAUUUGGACCUGAAGCCUGAGAAUAUCCUAUGUGUGAAUCGGGAUGCUAAGCAAAUAAAAAUCAUUGAUUUUGGAUUGGCCAGAAGAUAUAAACCCAGAGAGAAACUGAGGGUGAACUUUGGCACGCCUGAAUUCCUUGCCCCUGAGGUUGUGAAUUAUGACUUCGUGUCCUUCCCUACUGACAUGUGGAGUGUGGGAGUCAUCGCUUACAUGCUACUUAGCGGCCUGUCCCCGUUCUUGGGUGAUAAUGACACAGAGACGCUGAACAACAUCCUAGCCUGUAGGUGGGACCUGGAGGAGGAAGAAUUUCAUGAUGUCUCAGAGGAAGCCCGGGAGUUCAUCUCCAAGCUCCUGGUUAAGGAGAAAAGCUGGAGAAUUAGUGCCAGUGAAGCAGUGAAGCACCCUUGGUUGUCAGACCACAAGCUGCGCUCCAGACUCAAUGAGCAGGUGACCGCCUCUUCCUGCCUGUCCUUUUGUGGGUCACAUGUUAGAGGCUAG